AUGGCUGACAAGCUUUCUUUCCUUGAGGCAACAAAAGCCCGCCGCUCUCUCUAUUCGCUGAGCAAGGAUUCACCCAUCUCCAAUGAUCAAAUUGUUUCUCUCGUAGAGCACUCUAUCCGCUAUGCACCCUCGCCUUUCAACGCCCGUUCCUGUCGCUGCAUCGUACUCUUCGGAGACGAUCAUGACAAGCUGUGGGACAUGGGAGCUGCCGCAAUCCAGCGAUGUAUGCCCAUGGCCGCGGACAUCUUGAUCCCGAAAUGCCAGGGAUUCAAGGCCGGAAAGGGAACUGUCUUGUUCUUCGAAGAUGUGGAAUCAAUCAAAGAGCUCAACCCUCGUUUCGCCAAGAUGUCUGAAGAAAACCCUGAAUGGUACGACCAUUCGUCGGGCAUGCAUCAAUACGUUGUCUGGACCGCUCUGGAAGCCGAGGGCCUUGGCUGCAACCUUCAGCACUACCAGGGCAUGAUGGGCAAGGAGAUGUAUGCAGAAUGGAACAUUCCCGAGAGUUGGCAAGCAAAGGCCCAGCUUGUCUUCGGAAAGCCACUGUCUGGUCCCCUGAUGGAUAAGGAGAAGACUUACAGACCCGUUGAAGAAUGCAUCAAGAUCUAUGGCAAAUAG
Messenger RNA from Aureobasidium namibiae CBS 147.97, 615 nucleotides. Its product is annotated as Nitroreductase. Lineage: Eukaryota; Fungi; Ascomycota; Dothideomycetes; Dothideales; Saccotheciaceae. The transcript is spliced from 3 exons. Gene Ontology annotation, biological process: cellular response to oxidative stress. The coding region runs from base 1 to 615 and encodes 204 amino acids. The record is from RefSeq and is a predicted model, not a curated record.